UAGCGGCGGGAGCUGCGCUGGCCAGGGGUUCCGGCUGUAUUUCUAUGAGCGCAGCCGGCAGCCGCGGAGCUGCAGGAAUCGGACUCCGGGCUAGCUGAACCGCUGGAGUCAACGAGCGCAGGAGCUUGUCUGCAGAGCGGCAGGUCUGUGUGGCUCCCGGGACAUGCCCUGAGUUUCUUUGUGCUGCAGAUCCGGAGCUGUUCUCUUCACUUGGACUCUUCUCGGAAAAAAUCCAGCAGCUUUUAGGUGAAUUUGAAUACAAGCUCAGAUCUGACUGGCCCAAGUGUUCAAGUCUUCAAGGAAUAUCCACCUUCUCCGUGAGAGGAAUAACAACAUAGAGCAAGAUGAAUGCCAUGCUGGAGACCCCCGAGCUCCCCGCCGUGUUUGACGGGGUGAAGCUGGCUGCCGUGGCUGCUGUUCUCUACGUCAUUGUGCGGUGUUUGAACCUGAAGAGUCCCACUGCCCCUCCUGACCUCUACUUCCAGGACUCCGGGCUCUCACGCUUCCUGCUCAAAUCCUGUCCUCUUCUGACCAAAGAAUACAUCCCACCACUGAUCUGGGGGAAAAGUGGACAUAUCCAGACAGCCUUGUACGGGAAGAUGGGAAGGGUGAGAUCACCACACCCUUACGGGCACCGCAAGUUCAUCACCAUGUCAGACGGAGCCACUUCUACAUUCGAUCUCUUCGAGCCCUUGGCGGAGCACUGUGUUGGAGAUGACGUCACCAUGGUCAUCUGUCCUGGAAUUGCCAAUCACAGCGAGAAGCAGUAUAUCCGAACCUUUGUUGACUAUGCCCAGAAAAAUGGCUACCGGUGCGCAGUGCUAAACCACCUGGGAGCCCUACCCAACAUUGAGCUGACCUCCCCACGCAUGUUCACCUACGGCUGCACAUGGGAGUUUGGAGCCAUGGUGAACUACAUCAAGAAGACAUAUCCCCAGACCCAGCUGGUUGUCGUGGGCUUCAGCCUGGGCGGUAACAUCGUGUGCAAAUACCUGGGGGAGACGCAGGCAAACCAGGAGAAGGUCCUGUGUUGUGUCAGCGUGUGCCAGGGGUACAGCGCACUGAGGGCCCAGGAGACCUUCAUGCAGUGGGACCAGUGCCGCCGAUUCUACAACUUCCUCAUGGCCGACAACAUGAAGAAGAUCAUCCUGUCUCACAGACAAGCUCUUUUUGGAGACCAUGUUAAGAAACCCCAGAGCCUGGAGGACACGGACUUGAGCCGGCUCUACACAGCAACAUCCCUGAUGCAGAUUGAUGACAAUGUGAUGAGAAAGUUCCACGGCUAUAACUCCCUGAAGGAAUACUAUGAGGAAGAAAGCUGCAUGAGAUACCUGCACAGGAUAUACGUGCCUCUUAUGCUGGUUAAUGCAGCUGACGACCCCUUGGUGCACGAAAGCCUUCUGACCAUUCCAAAGUCUCUCUCAGAGAAACGGGAGAACGUCAUGUUUGUGCUGCCUCUGCACGGGGGCCACCUGGGCUUCUUCGAGGGCUCCGUGCUGUUCCCCGAGCCGCUGACAUGGAUGGAUAAGCUGGUGGUGGAGUAUGCCAAUGCCAUUUGCCAAUGGGAAAGGAAUAAGUCCCAGUGCUCAGACACGGAGCAGGUGGAGGCCGAGUUAGAAUGAGGCCUCCGGACUCUGGUGUGCUCCUGUAGCCCUCCUCUGGAACCCGUGGCUGUUUCAGGUCUCCCAUCUCCCUCAGUGACCUGGAUCUGACCUCAUACCAUCAGUGGGGGGCCACCCAUCAUGCAACCUGUCUUAAGUAGGCGGCUCUCCCUGGGAGCUCCAGGCUAUUUUUAUGCUUAGUUACGGGUUUUCUCCAUUGCGUUGUUAGCCAUGGUGGCAAGCUACAAGAUUCUCACCCUUCUGUCCAGCUUCAGUAUCUGAUCGCUCUUUCAUGCCAGUUGUAUCUAGUUUUCUAGUAAGGAACGCAUCUGAGCUGCGGUUUUGCUUUGCCGAUCAAAAAGGCCUCUUUCUGAGAACCGUGAAGGAUGUGUGUCACUUGGUGAUGGUUGUAUGUGCCCUCACAGAGUCCCCAACAAGAAGUCAGCAUCUCUGACCAAUGCUGAAGAAAAGGACUUAGCUUUGGAUGUCUGAGAGCCUGGUGCCUCCUAGGCCUGAGUUUUGCCACUGAAACAAAGGAAAUUUCUUGAGUCUAAAGCCAGUUCCUUCUCACCGUCUUCCUGAGACACCUUCCUCCCGCCUUGCUGCUGCUGCUGAGAGUUGCGUGGGGCGCUUGUCUAAAAAUUCAGCCUCUCGGAUCCCUCCCCUCAGAGAGGCUGCCUCAGUGGGUUUGGGAAGGGGUCUGGGGAUUUUAAUUUUUGACAAGUGCCCCAGGGAAUUCUCAUCACCCAGCAAACUGAGGGAAACCCCAUACUGUAAUACCGCCCCUUUAAAUUCGGAACAUCUUGGUGGCUCAUUUAAUUGGCAUUCAUAAGCCACAAUGUCUCUUUGCUCCCAGAGACCUCCGAAGCAGCAUGGUCUGUUUUAGGACUCCCUUUGUGUGACCUCAGUGUGGGGUCCCUGAAAGGGAGAGGACAUUUGGGCUGAGCCUGAGCUCUGCCUCUUCCCGGAUGUGUAACCCUGGAUAAAUCCCUUUGGGAUUGGCUCUCUUCCCCUAUUAAAUGGGGGAUUUGGGCCAGGUAGAUUGCUGAGAUGGCCACCCUUUCUAAAGUCCAGCGACAAACUCGGCAUGCUGAGGUCUGAGGGAACCUCCCUCUGGGGGAUCCUGAGAGUGGAUGACAGGGCUCGCAGUUUUUCUCCUUUCCCCGUUUCACAUAAAGAGAUUUAGAGUCUUAGUCGCUCACUUGUGAGUUUAGGUUUUCGUCCCAGGUCCAGCUCACUCUCAGUUUUGACACCAAACAACUCAAAAGUUGGAUCUGAGUCUGGAGAAAUGUAUUUCCUGCUGAGAGGGGAGGGUUUCCUUUGGAAGUCAGUGUGUGGUUAAAUAGCCUGUGUGUUGUCUGUUGGGUAAGGCUUUCCAAGCUGUCUGCUCGAGUGGGCAUGUCACUGUAGGGUUCAAGUACUCUUCUCUUCUCCUUGUGGCACUUGAAUCCCUGAGAAGCUUCACUUGGAAAAUCCACAGUUCCUCUCUGGAAUUAAAUGGACCUGUGGAUGAAUUGCUUGGAUACUGUUAAAAAAAAAAAUUUUUUUUUCUCUGCUUCAUCUUCUUUGGCUCCAGGACUGAAUGAAAUACAGUAAUGGGUCUGUGUGGAUAUUUAUGGAGCCACCUGUACCCCCGAAUGCCAGUUCUCGGGGCUUCGGGUGCAAUAGUUCGGGGGCUUUGGCCCCCGAGGGACUGUGACAGGAAUGUCUGUAAACUGCAGAGCUGCUCUCCGACAAUCACUAGGUCACCCCGUCACGUCCUGAACGGACAUUCUCCCGGAACACUGAGACGUCUGAGGUCCCCAGUUUCCUUUGCUAUAAUCUCUUCACGUUCAACAAAUUCUGUCACCGUGUCCCGCCAAUGGUUGUCAUUUUUUCUGUUGCUUUUUUUUUUUUUAUGUUCCCUUGGCACAGAUUGGCACUUUAUCAUUCACCCCUCAAUUUGGAAGCUAACUCUUCUCUGUCAGUUUUCCCUCCACCCAACUGCAGCUGUUAGAGGACUCACAGAGUUCCUGCUGCUGCCUUGAUCCCUUAAGACUUGGAAAGAAAUAGAGUUGUCACCAUAAGGGAAUAGAGUUGUCACCAUCCCUAGUAAGGGGCUCCCUGCAUUUGCCUGAGGUCAUCUCUUUCCAAGACCUGACUAAGCAGUAGCUUGGGUACCACCUGCUUCAGAGAAAAGUCACCCUGUUGUUACACCUAGGAGGAUGUGGGGGACUGUCCUGGGAGCCUGAUCUUUGCAGCAGGCCACACCCCUGGAAGUCCAGCCCCUAGGACGGGCGGGAGGGGACUCGUGCCAGCUGCAGCCUCCGCAGUGUGUGGCUCUGAAUGGCACUGGCGUCCCAUUUUGCUUCGCAUGAAAUCAACUGGAGCUCUUUAUUCCUGCUCCGGGCCCUCAGGCAUGGAAAUGAGACCGGGGCCAUGGCAGUCUGACAGGAAAAUUCUUGUUGGCCCCUGAAUGAGAGCACAGAAGCAUGAACGUGGAGGUGCCAGCUUGCCUAGUGAAUGAGGGGACAGCCCUCUAUGUAGGUCAGCCCCUCUCCUUCCUCUGCGCUCCCUUGCUUUCUUUCCAAAGUCAUCCGUUUCUAAUGAUGAUGUGAAUUGCCUGCUGGCUCUCAAGGACUAACUUGAACCAAAGGCUGAAGUUGUGGCGAACAUUUGAAUA
Myodes glareolus (Bank vole) is the source of this 4263-nucleotide messenger RNA. Lineage: Eukaryota; Metazoa; Chordata; Mammalia; Rodentia; Cricetidae. The record is from RefSeq and is a predicted model, not a curated record.